Molecule: messenger RNA, 2077 nt
Organism: Drosophila bipectinata
Lineage: Eukaryota; Metazoa; Arthropoda; Insecta; Diptera; Drosophilidae
Product: probable RNA-binding protein CG14230
Biological process (GO): mRNA splicing, via spliceosome
Cellular component (GO): nuclear speck; nucleolus
Molecular function (GO): RNA binding
Source: RefSeq, a predicted model, not a curated record
CUGCUGCUCGGUCACACUGAACAACAUACCGCAUUGUUAUUGUUGGAACUACACGUGCAGAUAAAUUUUUAACUUUUAAAUUUAAAGAACCCUUGCUCGACAAUGGGCAGCACACGGUUCUUCUUGGCUGAUCUGCCAACGAGAACGUCGGAAGCGGAUCUGCGCAACCUGUUCCAGGACUAUGGACAUGUGGACCACAUUGACUUGAAGCGAAAAGAGCAGGAGGAUGCAGAAGCCAAGGUGAUAGCCUUCGUUACCAUCCAAACAGACGAUGCCCACUACUGUCUCAACGAGCUAAACUGGCAGAAACUUCAUGGAUCGAAGCUGCGAGUCUCCUUGGCUAAGGAGUCCUUCCUCGACCGUUUGAAGCGCGAGCGUGAGGAGAAUCAGCAGCGCGAACAAAGCCAGCAUGAGGCAUAUGAACAGCCUAGCAACUCCCAGCUUUUGGUGCAGAGCAGUCAAAAUAAACGCCGUGUUUUCGGCGAGGACGAGGAAAUCGGGGACGAUGAGGUAGCGCCAGAGCUGCUGAUGACCAAAAAGCGUGCCGCUCACACCCUACACAAUGGCAGAAUCGUCAUCCAGCAGGAGCCGGACGUAAAGCCUCUACACGUUAUCGAGCAGCACCGGAAACCGGCGAAGAAGCAGGCGGACACCAACGUCAGCCAAGCUGAGCAAAAGCGGAAGGAAUCGCUCUUGAAGAUGCGGCAAGAGCAUCUGCAGAAAAAGUCGGCAAUCCAGCAGGCUCUGGCCGGAAUCUCCGUAGACGGAGGCCAAGCCAAGCGGAUUAAGUUCAGUUACGCUGAGGAUGAAGACGAAAAACCCGCCCAGAAAGCCAAGAAGGAUCUCUUCGAGAACGACGAUGAAGAUGAGGAUAACGAAGAGAUUGUCCUGCCUCAGCACAAGGGCAAAAAGGGAGAGCGGCUUGUGGAAAUGCAAAGCAAACAAAGCCUAGAUCCCCGUUUCCGAAUUACCGCAAAUUUUGUUGAGGAACAGGAGGGGGAAGAAGAGGAGGAGCCGGAGGACGAGAAACCGCUGCAGGAGAGCGAACGCAACUGGCAGAUGGGCAUUUUGGAGCAAGUAGUGGGUCGCAAGUUGACCAGCGGGAACGAGAACGCAGCCCAUCCGGCCAAGAGCAAAAAGAUGCUUCGCUUCGACCCCGCCAAAGAGGAUCAUCAAAAGCUGAUGCGGAAAAAGCCAACCCAGGAUGCCACACAGGAAAAAGAGACGGACGACUUGGAAACAGAACGAACCACAAGCAAGGCUCCUCCUCCUGUGUCCAAGAACAAUUUCUACGUGGUCACCGAUACGCUGAAGGAAUCCCUCAACAUGCGCGGCGAUGGCUUCAGUCUGCUGGAAAUGUUUGGCACUGCGCCGGACGAGGAGGAGGCGAAGCGCCAGGACCAACUCGAGAAGCUGGGCACAGAAAAGAUCCUGGUCGGCAAGGCCUCCGCCAACAAGCUUGGCCUCUCUACGCUCAACCCUUUCAGUUACGAUUCCUCCGACAGCGAGGAUGCUGAGGAAGGCGUGUUGGAGGAGCCCUCGAAGGUUGGCAACGAAAACAAAGCCCCACCCGCAAAAGAGUCCAAGCAGAAAAAGCCCAAGAUAAAGAUGGAAUCGUUUUUCAUACCCAAGAACGAUCCACGACUCAAAGAGGGCGCCAAGUUCUUCAAGUCAGCCAAGGCCGAAGUGGACCAGGCGGACUACGACCAGGUUAGGAACCGCUUGAAGCUACUGAUCACUAACAAGAUUGCCAAGACCAGGAAGAACCUGCCCAGCAAGGAAAACAAGAAGCAAAGGAACAAACAAAAGGCGAAGCCCUGAAUCCCUUGUUCCCCCAGCACCCUGGCUCUCGACUGUACAUAGAAAAGGUGUCCCAUGUUUUCUAUUGGGUGUUGCACAUUUUUUAGAACCGAUUUGUACAUACAUACAUUCUAAAACUAAAAAAUCCCCCACAAAGGUGAAGCCCAAGCAAAACCCUCUUACUAGAACUCCUUCAAACCCAUCUGUGCGUUGUGCCUGUACGGAUGGAGUUAAAAUAGGCGUAAGCUCCAUAAAAUAAAUCAAUUUUUUAAUCGUA